GUGUGUGGAGCAGACUGAGCUUAGAAAACAAACUACCAAAAAUUGUUUACAAGGCGGGAAAUGUGUGGAAAUUCUGCUGCUGCCCAUUAACAAAACAACAUUUUCAGUGCGUCAGCUAACUUUAAAAUGGAUGAUCUUAACGAAGACGCUGAUAAGAGUGCAUUUUGUGGCGACAAAAGAGAUGAAGAUGGUGAAGAGGAUGACGUGGAUAUAUAUCAAGACCUACAAGAAGAAAUAACGAUAAAAGAAUCUGACGCCAAUUCUAACGUCAUUGAAAGGUUCAACAAACUCUGCAGUCCCAGAAAGCGAACGCGCGUCGACUUUUCAGCCGAGGAGGCCUCAGAUGAAGAUGUUGAUUUAUAUGGUGACCUCAACACUUUUGAGAAUCAAUUAGUUGCUGAAGAGCUACAAGCCAAAGUGGAAUCCUUAGAACAAAAAUGUUCAAACCUGGAUAGUCAAAAUACAGAAUUAAAAAAUGAACUGGAUAAAGUCAAUAAACUAAAUUUGGCUCUAAGGCGUAAUAUUUCAUCCAUAUUUAAAACUGCAAAAGCUGAACUUGAAAGGAAGGAUCGACAACUGAAGGAACUUCAAAGAGCGCAUGAUGCACUGAUAUUCCGUAGAGGGGCAGGGAACAAUCAAAUGUUACCACCUAUCAGUAGCAAUCCGCCAACUGACACCUCCACUCCGACAAGCAACAUUAAUAUUAAUACUCCAUCUUCAUCAAAAGCAAGCAUGCUCAACCCAGACUACAUGACAAACCCUAGUCAAUCUACCACUAUUCCCAGAUGCUUUGUACUGAAAAAAGAUCAGGUCAAAGGCAACAUAGUGACAAUUGAAAAUGAGACAGAGUGCACGUUUCAUAUGGGCAAAGUGACUGUUUCUUUUACGACGGAAAAUGCUGACUUCAAAAAAAGACGCCUCCAACGGCUUGCAAACGCAGCAUCCGGAAAAGCAUUUGCUAAACAGGAUCUUAAAAAUGCAAACCAAAACGUCAAUGGUGAACAACCCCGACAACAGGAGGACAGCAACCAGGGCUUACCCAAAUUGCUCGCUGAAAAAGCUUCUUUACUUGACGAACUUGCCAGUACUGAUGAAAAUCUGGAGGAAGGAGAAUUUACAGAAGAAAUGAAAGGCGAAGAAAAUCCAAAAUUAAACAAAUCUCGCGAAACGUAUCGACGAAAAGACAAUUUCAAUCCACGUCACAGAUCACGCUCUUCCUCUAGGUCCCGCAGUCCAGUCAAUAACAAAAGGAAGAGGAGCUCGAGCAGUGAAAGGCAUUUUUUGCGGAAUACAAGGCCCAACGAACGAGGUCCACCCAAACGUAUGAUCAAACCACGUUCUCCUGCCAAGAACUCGCGGUACCGUAACACAGGGAACUCACACUUCAAUUCUCGUUCCAGCCGACGCUGAUGCCAGAACGGAUAGUCGUAAUUUUAUACGAGAAUUGACAUUAUGACGAAUCCAAUUGAAUUGUUUGCGAUUGUGUUGACUAAUUUGGUAUUACAUGUUUUUUUUUGUA
Molecule: messenger RNA, 1519 nt
Organism: Daphnia magna
Lineage: Eukaryota; Metazoa; Arthropoda; Branchiopoda; Diplostraca; Daphniidae
Exons: 4
Coding region: 127-1410 (427 amino acids)
Source: RefSeq, a predicted model, not a curated record